AUGUCGGAAAAUCAAGAUGUUCAUCCAUACCAACUCCUCGACAUUGAUGAGCGAGUCAAACGUGUGCUAGUCAACACGCCGCUUGCCGAUGGACACAACGACCUUCCUCAGCAGCCACGAUGUUGCUUCAAAGGCAAGAUACACAAUAAUCCCAAAUUCGAUCUUGAAAAGGGUUUCCAGCGUGGCAUGACCGACUUGCCACGCCUGAAGANNAAAGGUGCUGUUGGCUUACAGUUCUGGUCAAUCUGCGUACCCCAUCUUCGUGGUUCUGAGGACUUUGCUUUGCCUAGAUAUAACGAUAUGUGUCGCGAUGCGAUUGAACAGAUUGAUCUGUCCAUUCGGAUGGUUAAGCAAUAUCCCAAAGAUUUUGAACUUGUCUUUGGGCCAGACAAUGUCAGGGAUGUAUAUCAACAGGGAAAGAUUGCUUGCUCGAUUGGUUUGGAAGGAUUGCAUCAGGCUGGAAACUCGAUCAGUGUUAUUAGAGCUUAUCAUCAGCUGGGUGUGCGCUACGUGAGUAGAUCCUUCUGUCAUGGCGUAUUUGUGGCUAACGGAAUAGNNUGCACCAUGACGCAUGUCGAAAACAACGCUUUCGCCGAUUCUUCCACGUCCAAAGUAGGGCCGGUCCAUGGUGGGCUGUCGAGUCUUGGUAAAGCUGCAAUCAAGGAGAUGAACCGUCUAGAUCUUUCUCACGUUUCAUCAGAAGCAGCGGAACAAGCACUUAAGUGCACGAUCGCGCCAGUUAUGUUCUCUCACAGUAACGUUCAAGGCGUCUUCAACUGCCCCCGGAACGUGCCAGAUUCUGUACUUGACCUUGUGCCUGCCAACAAUGGUAUAGUGAUGGUUACUUUCGUGCCAGAGCACCUUGCGGCUAGAAGAUCUCAAGCUACCAUGGAUAUGCUUUUGGACCAUCUGUUUUACAUUGCCAACCGCAUCGGGUGGGAGCACGUUGGCCUUGGAUCAGACUUUGAUGGCAUCGCAUCAGUCAUCCCUGGUCUGGAGGAUUGCUCCUGUUUCCCUGGAUUGUUGAAGGCAAUCCUGGACCGAGGAGCCACCGAACAGCAGCUCGCAAUGGUAGCUGGAGAGAACAUCCUUCGGGUAUGGACAGAGGUCAUGCAAACUGCUCAGCGCAUGCAAGAGGAAGGAGUCACUCCUGUAGAGGACGUUUGGGAAGGUAGAGAGUUUUGGAGGUACGAUGGGUUCUAUCAGAUGCCCGAUCCUGACCCUGAGGAUAAACUCGGGCUUGAUUGGUAUGGAGUCAAGCCUCCAGAAGAGGGCUUGUAUCAUGAGGAGUGA
Molecule: messenger RNA, 1293 nt
Organism: Aureobasidium uvarum
Lineage: Eukaryota; Fungi; Ascomycota; Dothideomycetes; Dothideales; Saccotheciaceae
Source: the annotation of a GenBank genome assembly